AUGUUCCGAAGAUCGUUUAAUUUGUCAUUCUGUGCAUCCAGAAAGCCACUACCCUCUCUUAGGCUGAAAAGUUGUUUGGUAAGGUUUAGUGUUUACGAAAUUGAGACGCGGAAUCUUCACAAAUCUUGUAUACAGUUUUUAUAUGACAAGAGUAAACUAGAGGAAACACUGAAAAUGUUGAAGGAGCAAGCGACAUUGGAGGAAAAAGAAGGCCAGGCACGUAAACAGAUGAUAGAGAAGGCAAAGCUACAAGUAGCUCUUGAACCCGUGUACAUACGAUGGCCCAGAGCUUUCAAACAGGGCUGCAAACAUUACUAUCAUGGGUUCCGAUUAUUAUUCCUAGAAAUGCGAUUAAGUGCCAAAUAUUUAUGGAGAUUCUUACGCAGAAAACCGCUGUUACGUCGUGAGCGGCAACAAUUAGUGAGAACGCUUUCCGAUGUGCUACGAUUGAUUCCGUUUUCUGCUUUCGUUAUUGUACCUUUUCUGGAAUUUACAUUACCUCUCUUCCUGAAAUUAUUUCCGAAUAUGUUGCCAAGCACGUUUAAGGAUGCUACUAAAGAGGAAGAGAAAUUGCGAAGAAAAUUGAAGGCAAAAUUGGAAACAGCGAAACUGCUUCAAGCUGCCAUGGAAGAAAUGGCUCUGUACAAGAUAAAAAAUGCUACAGAUGAUGAUAAGACAGCCAGCAUUGCUGUUGAAUUCGCAGAAUUUAUAAAGAAGGUGCGUUCAGAAGGGAGUUACGUUACCAAUAAGGAUCUUCUUAAGUAUAUUAAGCUAUUCGAAGAUGAAAUUACGUUAGACAAUUUGCCAGCUAACACACUCCGAGCAUUAUGUCGUCUUCUGAAUAUCCAUCCAUUCGGUUCGCUUGAAAUUAUUCGAUUUCAGUUGUCGUUGAAGCUGCGGGCUUUGAGAGCAGACGAUCAGGAAAUAGCUUUGGAAGGUGGGGUGGAUACAUUAACAGUGCCCGAGCUACAACAGGCAUGUAGAGCACGUGGAAUGCGUUCACUGGGAAUGAGCGAAGAGCGUCUUAAGAAACAGUUAAAACAGUGGCUGGAACUAUCGCUUAAUGAUAAAGUGCCGCCAUCACUGCUGCUCUUAUCACGCACUAUUUAUCUGCCAGAAGAUAUCACAUUCAUGGAUCGUUUGAAAGCUCUAAUAACGAGUUUACCAGAUAAUAUCGCUGAAGAAACUCGCCAAAAUUUGGCAGAGAUUGAAGGUGAUAAAGUAAGUUAUGGAGCGAGGCUUAAGCUUGUACAAAAUAUUGAGAAAGCCAUCGAUUCUGAAAGAAAAGCGAUUGAGGAAGCCGAAAAGAAGGAGGCAGCUAAGAAAGCUGAAGAGGAAAAGAUAGCAGCAGCCGAGGCAGCAAAAGCGGCAGUUAGUGCACAAGUUGAAACUAUGGCUGAACUCUCUCCGGAAUCACCCCCAGUUUUGGAAAUCGCACAACCAGUGACGCUUCAAGAAAAGAAGUCCGUCGUGGAUGCAACCAGUAAAUUGCAAAUUGAUGAAGAACAUGUGCAGUCAAUAGAAAAUGUUAUCCAUGGUAACGCGAUAUCAGAAGCAAAAUAUGACAUCAGAGAAUUGAAAGAGCAAAUUAACGAUCACAAUGAGGAUCUAGAAGAACUGGAUUUAUUAAUGAAGGAUUUAAAAGAACCUAGGGGAGCUAAACUACUUCGAGCACGUGUCAACAAAAUGCUGGAAAAGGCGAAUAAAUUGUUAGAAAAGCUAGAUGAAGAUAGAAAAACUAUCGGUGAAAUAUCUGAAGAUGCUGCUGGUGAAGACAAAAAGAUAAAAGA
Acanthocheilonema viteae is the source of this 1790-nucleotide messenger RNA. The record is from the annotation of a GenBank genome assembly. Lineage: Eukaryota; Metazoa; Nematoda; Chromadorea; Rhabditida; Onchocercidae.